AUGUCGGAAACACGGAAUCGUUUUGAACUUCUGGACAAACCAACUGUGAUUUCACAGUUUAAGUACUCAAAUAACAUCACGUCAAUCCAUCCUACAGAAGAUGGACACGCCUGGAUAUCGGACAGCCAGUCCAAGACAAUCGUUCUUGUGGAUAACAAAGGCACCGUGAAACGGAGGGUGAGUCAUCGAAACAGUGUAGCGGACAUUAGUAUAGCACUCCAUACAAACCAUCUCUGGUUCUGUUGUUUGAAUGAUAAAACGGUUUACGAAGUGCCUACUACAUCAGAUGAGCCUUUCAAACGGUUCAAGACUGACGAUGAACCUUUUUAUCUGUGUGUCACAAAGGAAGGGAAUAUCGUUGUAGGUUCAGAGUUCAAGGUUACGAUUUAUGAUGAGAAUGGCGUGGUGCUUCAUCAGACAACGCGUGACGUCUCGGGGAUCGUUUCACCUGCAUCUAUUGCCCAGUGUCCAGUGACAGGGAACAUAGCCGUCGUGAAUGGAGAGCCCACUGGGAGUGAUACGGAUAGCAUUAACAGCUGGAGAAGUCACAUUAUAGUGUUUGAUAAAACUCUUGGUGUUAUGUUUCAAUACAGGGGAGAAGGAAUAAAAGACCAGGAGCCCACAGCGACAGAUUUAUUUGGUCCUAAUUCAAUUUCUUAUGACUCUUUUGGGAACUUGGCAAUUGCUGAUUAUAAGACCUAUACAGUGGAAUUAAUCAGUGGAACAGGACAGUUCAUCCGCACAUUAAACAGAAACAGUCGCGAGCAGGGAUCCAUCGGUAUAGGCACUGGGAACGUGUUGUGGACAGAGCUUGAGUCGGACUCUGGAGACUGGAUUAUACAACUUAUGGAGUAUUACAAGGACUAA
This is a messenger RNA of Mizuhopecten yessoensis (Yesso scallop), 867 nucleotides long. RefSeq lists its product as uncharacterized. Lineage: Eukaryota; Metazoa; Mollusca; Bivalvia; Pectinida; Pectinidae. The transcript has a single exon. Bases 1 to 867 code for a protein of 288 amino acids. The record is from RefSeq and is a predicted model, not a curated record.